Messenger RNA from Lathyrus oleraceus (garden pea), 938 nucleotides. Its product is annotated as RING-H2 finger protein ATL78. NCBI's taxonomy places the organism in Eukaryota, Viridiplantae, Streptophyta, Magnoliopsida, Fabales, Fabaceae. The record is from RefSeq and is a predicted model, not a curated record. Gene Ontology annotation, biological process: protein ubiquitination. The transcript has a single exon. The coding region runs from base 99 to 782 and encodes 227 amino acids. Gene Ontology annotation, molecular function: transferase activity.
CUACCAUAUUAUAUAAUUUUCCUAUAUAUAUAUCCCUUAUCUAGUGCUAUAAUAUAACAACAACCAUCCAGCUCUAAUUAACUGACUCAUUAAAAAAAAUGUAUGCUUCUACUUCCUUUUCUUCACAACUCCUCCAUGAGCUUCUUGUGGAAUCUCACACAAGAAGGUUACUCUUUCAAGGCCCGGUUGAUAAUCAACCACUAGCCAACUCUCCUGUUCUCACACAUAAUCAUAAUUCAACCGAUUCGUAUUUCGGAAUUCGUGAAUUUGAUGCGAAUGUUGUGAUGAUACUUGCAGUCCUAUUGUGUGCUCUUAUUUGCUCACUUGCGUUAAACUCUAUUAUAAGGUGUGCUUUAAGAUUUUCAAACGUAGCCAUCAACAACAACGGGUCUUCUUCGAGUUCGAGCAGCAAUUCUUCGCCUCAAUUGGUGAACAAAGGAAUCAAGAAGAAGGCUCUCAAGACAUUCCCAACCGUGAGUUAUUCAACGGAGUUGAAAUUUCCAGGUUUGGAUACGGAGUGUGUGAUAUGUAUCUCGGAAUUCACAAAGGGUGAGAAGGUGCGCAUUUUGCCGAAAUGCAACCAUGGUUUUCAUGUUCGUUGCAUUGACAAAUGGCUAAAGGCACACUCAUCAUGCCCCAAGUGCAGACAGUGUCUUCUUGAGACUUGUCGAAAGAUUGUUGGAUCGGAAGCACCACCUAUGUUGCCAGUUCCAGAAACUAUUAUUAGGAUUCAGCCACUAGAUGCUGAAGCUUUUGUACGUAACUAUAGAGAAGAAAGCUGAUUAAUGUUGAAUACAGUUUGAAACUUUUGGUUGCUCUAGUUUGUGUUCAAAAAUGUAAAUAUACAUUAGUACAAAUUUUGAGUAAAUUUUUAACAAAAUAUUAUGUGGUACUACUGUAGUAAUUAUUUGAACUGAGAAUUUUAUGUGUCUUCAAAA